AUGCAUUUUGAAAACAACUCAGAAGGUGGCAAGAAGGCAGAGCCUGGAGAAUCAAAGCAAAAAGCAAACCAGCAGUUUUCUCACAAAGUACAUAUUGAAAUACUGUGUGAAGUAAAGAAAAUUCUCUUACAGCAAGAAUUUAUCCAACUGCAGCAGACUUCCCUGACUUUUCCUAAAGGAGAGAAAAAUGUAGAGGCAGAUGAGGUGCUGUGGCCUGUAUAUGUGGAAUUAACUAAUGGAAAAAUUUAUGGAUGCAAUUUCAUUGUCAGUGCAACUGGAGUUGUGCCAAAUGUUGAACCAUUUCUUGAUGGCAAUAAUUUUGCUGUGGGAGAGGAUGGAGGACUGAAGGUGGACAAGCACAUGCACACGUCACUGCCAGAUGUGUUUGCAGCUGGAGAUAUCUGCACAGCAGCCUGGGAGCCCAGCCCUGUGUGGCACCAGAUGAGGCUGUGGACCCAGGCUCGGCAGAUGGGAUGGUAUGCAGCAAAGUGCAUGGCAGCAGAAGCUUUAGGGGAGUCUAUUGAUAUGGAUUUCAGCUUUGAACUAUUUGCUCACAUUACAAAAUUUUUCAAUUACAAGGUGGUGGUUUUGGGGAAGUACAACGCUCAGGGCCUGGGCUUAGAGCACGAGCUGAUGCUGAGGUGUACCAAGGGCCACGAGUACAUCAAAGUGGUGAUGCAGAACGGCCGAAUGAUGGGAGCUGUGCUCAUCGGUGAAACGGACUUGGAAGAAACCUUUGAAAACUUAAUUUUAAAUCAAAUGGAUCUUUCAGCCUAUGGUGAAGAUCUCCUAAAUCCAGAUAUUGAUAUAGAAGAUUAUUUUGAUUGAACAAUACCCCAUUCCCAUUUUGUAUGAAGCUUUGAGAGCAAGUCAUAGAUCUUAGAAAACCGUUUUCUCAGGACUGGGGAUAAAUGCAAUCCUCAAUUAAGAUUUUGGGUUGAUCUUGCUAAAAUACUGACUGGUUACUGCCACAGGUACCAGCUAAUGGUGCAAUCUCUGUCAUGCUGGCUCAUAUGAACAGAGAACAGUUUCAGGGCACAGGGUGCUCAGAGCUCUUGCUACCUGGAAUGCAGGUUGCAAAGACAUGGCCUUACUCCAUUUUUUUUUCCUUUUCCCCUAUAAGUUUAAUUCUGAAAUAAAUGUAUUUUCUACUCAGUUAAGUACAGAACACAGGCUUUGCACAAUGAAAGCCAGGAUGAGAUGUCAGUUGAGAGCAGCCUUUGAACUGGUUGUCCCUUCAGCUGUCCAGGUGUUGGGGUGGAGCUGCACUGUACUGGAUAGUGCCAGCCCUGGACAGCAGUUGUUUCAUCCUGGCUUUUGAUUUUGUUCUACAGUUGCUGCCUGAGAGUUCCUAUUUAUUUUGGAUCAAAUUUGGGACAAUUUAUUGUACUCAAUACAAAGCUGGCAGUACAUAUUGGGACUUGUCCCAGACAAAUAAUUUAAUUUUUUUAGAAGAAUGACUGUUUUUAACUAAAUUUUCAGGUUUUGGUGAAGUUCUCAGCUAAAGGAUGGGUGAAGGAGUAUAGGCUUUAUUCAGUGUCACAAUUUUACCAGAAAAAUAAAGAUGAAGAGCAUGUUCUUAAUGAUAUUAUUUUUAUAUUUGUUAUAAGUAUAAGGGAGAAGAACUAAAAUGCAACCACCCAGAACUUGCACUUAUUAAUGAAACUGAACAUGCCUUUCUGAUCUUUUAACAUCUUAGCAGUCAAAGUAAGAAAACAAAAUUGAAUCUAGCAGUCAGCAUAUGUGCCGUUGAAUGCUUGCAGUAGCUGUUGAGUGUUUCCUAGGCUGGCAGGUUGUCUUGUUUGUAAACUUCAGUUGAGGUACCUUCUGCCAAGCACAGAAGUCAUAAAUUUCUAUUUGAAUAACAACGUAGAGAAGUCCAAUUUGAAGAGCAACAGACAUAUUUCUAAGGGAUAAAUACACAUAAAUACAUACAGUAUGUCACUCCCACGUGCCACAGUGGGUGUAGGGACACAUGUCCCUACUCAGAACUGCAGAGGUGGCAGUGCCCACGUGGGCUGGAACAGCCAGCCCUGGCACAGCAGCAGCUCUGAGCCAGCCAGGGC
Molecule: messenger RNA, 2066 nt
Organism: Melospiza melodia melodia
Lineage: Eukaryota; Metazoa; Chordata; Aves; Passeriformes; Passerellidae
Product: pyridine nucleotide-disulfide oxidoreductase domain-containing protein 1-like
Exons: 6
Coding region: 1-828 (275 amino acids)
Molecular function (GO): flavin adenine dinucleotide binding; oxidoreductase activity
Source: RefSeq, a predicted model, not a curated record